UCAUCUUCAUCCCUUCCAAACAGUCCUUGGUCUAUCCAAGGUGGCGGCAAUCUUUUAGUAAAUAAAUAAAACAAAUAAACGAAAAAUGAAGGGUUUAGGCUGCUGUUUGUUCAUCUCUGUUCUUCUCCUCCUCUCUUCUCUUUCAUUUUUGUCUUCGGCCCUUUCCGAUGCCGAAGCUUCUUUCAUUGCCGGCCGCCAACUUCUAACCCUUCAUGAGAAUCAUGAUUUGCCUGAUGAUUACGAGUCGAAAGUUGAGGUCAAUGAAACCUUUUCCAGCCCCAGGCUCCGGCGGGCCUACAUUGCCCUUCAAGCCUGGAAGCUCGCUAUUUAUUCAGACCCUUUAAACACCACCGCCAAUUGGGUAGGCCCCGAUGUCUGCUCCUACACCGGAGUUUUCUGCGCCCCUGCUCUCGACGACCCCAAACUCGAAGUUGUCGCCGGAAUCGACCUCAACGAAGGCGAUAUCGCCGGUUACCUCCCCGUGGAGCUCGGUUUGCUGACUGACAUUGCUCUGUUCCACAUCAACAGCAACCGAUUCUGCGGCAUUGUCCCGUUUAGCUUCUCCAAGCUUACUCUGCUCUACGAGCUGGACAUUAGUAACAACAGAUUUGUAGGCCAUUUCCCUGAAGUGGUUGUGAGGAUUCCUAAUUUGAAAUAUCUGGACAUCAGAUACAAUGAUUUCGAAGGUGAAUUGCCUUCUGAGCUUUUCACUAAGGAACUGGAUGCGAUUUUCCUCAACAACAACAGAUUCACCUCCUUCAUUCCUGAGAGUUUUGGGGACUCGCCGGCAUCGGUUAUUGUAAUUGCCAACAACAAUUUCACGGGAUGUAUUCCGAGCAGCAUUGGCAAAAUGGGGAAUACAUUGAAGCAGCUUAUAAUGUUGAAUAAUGGACUUGUUGGUUGUUUGCCUAGUGAAAUUGGGAUGCUUGGAAAUGCUACGGUUUUGGAUGUUUCGUCAAACCAGUUGAGUGGAAUCUUGCCGAAGAGCUUCGAUGGGUUGAAGAAUGUGGAGAUUAUGGAUAUUUCUUCGAAUUUGUUGACUGGCGUUGUGCAGGAGGGUUUGUGCAAUUUGCCUAAAUUGGUUAAUUUGACAUUCUCUUACAAUUUCUUCAAUGGCGAGGCGGAUAGGUGUGUGCCGCAGAAUAGAAAGGAUGUUUUGUUGGAUGAUGGUAACAAUUGCUUGCCGGAAAGACCCAAGCAGAAGGCGGCAGAGACUUGUACCCCCUCCCGAGGCACCAACACCUUCCCCUGUUGACGAUUCUCACGAGCAAUCACCAGUCCCAAGAUACCGCCCCUUCCUCCACCUGUAGUGCACUCUCCUCCACCACCGGUGCACUCUCCUCCACCACGGUGCACUCUCCUCCACCACGGUUCACUUUCACCACCACCGGUUUCAUCACCCCCACCACCACCAGUUCACUCUCCACCACCACCAGUUCACUCUCCACCACCACCGGUUUCAUCACCCCCACCACCACCAGUUCACUCUCCACCACCACCAGUUCACUCUCCACCACCACCGGUUUCAUCACCCCACCACCGGUUCAUCCCCCCACCACCACCAGUUCACUCUCCACCACCACCAGUUCAGCUCUCACCACCACCAGUUCACUCUCCACCACCACCGGUUUCAUCACCCCCACCACCACCAGUUCACUCUCCACCCACCACCGGUUUCAUCACCCCACCACCGGUUCACUCUCCCCCACCCCCAGUUCACUCUCCCCACCACCGGUCUCCUCGCCCCACACGGUCUUCCCCACCACCACCAGUUUACUCUCCACCACCACCACCGCCGGUGCACUCACCCCCACCACCAGUCCAUUCACCACCACCACCGGUGCACUCACCCCCACCACCAGUCCAUUCACCACCGCCUCCAGUCCAAUCUCCUCCACCUCCGGUAUUCUCUCCACCACCACCUUCCCCAUCUCCAUCUCCUCCUCCUCCGGUCGCAUCUCCGCCGCCCCCACUAGAAGACAUCAUCCUGCCACCAAACUUGGGUUUCCAGUACUCAUCACCACCUCCACCAAUGUUUCCGGGAUACUAAGCAGCAAAUCAUCGAACUCUCAUCUCUAUUUUAACAUUUUUCAUUUUUAUUAUGGGUAAACCAUACUUUUGGUCUCGAGUUUAAAGUAAAGUUUCUAUUUGGACCUAAAAUUUGAGAUUUAGUGAAUAGUUCUAAAAAUGAUCAUCGCGUGAAGUUGAUAGUUGACUAAUUGAAAAAAUGAAUAAUUGAGGUUUCAAUUCUUAAAUCAUCUUUCUCCACUUCAUAAAAGGGAAGGGAAGGGAAAACAAAGAAGAGAGAGAAGGAGAAGAGAGAAAAGAAAAAAAAACAUAAAAUUAAUAAAAUAUGUCAUGAUUUAAAAAUUGACACCUCAAUUAUGUCUCAUUUUUCUAUAUAAAUCAACUUCACUCCAACCAUUCAAAACGUAUUUCUAAAUUUUGAGGAUCAAAUACAAAUUUAUAAUUUAAUCUAGAGACCAAAAGUGUAUUUUUAGCUUCAUUACUAUCCUAUGUACCCUUGAUGAUGACAAAUUGUAAUGAUCCCCUUCUUUGUGCAAUAUC
Benincasa hispida (wax gourd) is the source of this 2568-nucleotide messenger RNA. The record is from RefSeq and is a predicted model, not a curated record. NCBI's taxonomy places the organism in Eukaryota, Viridiplantae, Streptophyta, Magnoliopsida, Cucurbitales, Cucurbitaceae.